AUGUUGCCGCAGGCUGAAAAGGAGCAGAUGAACACAAAAGAAUGGGGCAGUCCGUCACUGCGGCUUAAGGAAAUGCCGCAGUUCGUGAUUGAGAAGCAAGGUCGCUUUGAUAAUGGUGUCUGGCACACCCGUGUCCUCACCGUCGACCCCAUGCAGUCCCUGCUCUACCUCAGCAAGGCCCACAAAGCAGAACAUCUGGACCACCGCUGCAUGAGCCGUAUCGACUUGGUGGAGCCGUGGCCGACAUAUGAUGCAGAAUGCAUACGCGAGGCGUUCGACAGUGAGCUGGCCGUUCGAACACUUUGUGUGAGGGGGCUGGUGGGAAUAAAAACUCAGUCGUUGCUCUCGAAGGUGCUUAAUAGCAUCAAGCUACAAAAGAAAGAGGGCGAGACACUCCCUGCACAGGUAGCCGAGACACCCUCUGCACAGGCGACCGAGACCCCUUCUCCCCUAUCAGAGCCAGGUGGCAUAGACUUGAAUCGUUCUCUGGAGACCGUCGAUCCAUCCGCGCUGUGCGCUCCCUGCAACUAUCCCUUUUAUGAGGAAGAAGUUUGGGUUAUACGCACCAUGACAGGAGGAGACGUACGCGACAUGAUCGACUCUCUUCGUGCCACACUUCCGGAGGCGUCUGUGAAGGGCCACGAACGGCUAAUGCAGAGGCUGGUGUACAUGGACUGA
Leishmania braziliensis MHOM/BR/75/M2904 is the source of this 678-nucleotide messenger RNA. RefSeq lists its product as hypothetical. The record is from RefSeq and is a predicted model, not a curated record. The transcript has a single exon. The coding region runs from base 1 to 678 and encodes 225 amino acids. NCBI's taxonomy places the organism in Eukaryota, Euglenozoa, Kinetoplastea, Trypanosomatida, Trypanosomatidae.